AUGAAGCUUCUACCCGUCCUUUCCGCUCUUCUCCUUACUGGCUUCGUCGCCGCCCGCAUCGACAUCACCAUCACCGAGCAUAGCGAUAGCGACGAGAUCGAUGUCAAAUACAACGACUACCGCGAGCAACAAGGCCAAGAACUCGAAGGCUGGGGCAAGGACAAAGACAAAGGGCCAAAGUGCAAGCGCCGCGAGCAGCAUUGCAGGGAUGAUGAAGAUUGUUGCAAGAACUUGUUGUGCCGUCGCGGUUUCAUCGGACGCCCGCUCGAUCCGCUUAGGCUUUACUGCCAGUAG
Molecule: messenger RNA, 294 nt
Organism: Morchella sextelata
Lineage: Eukaryota; Fungi; Ascomycota; Pezizomycetes; Pezizales; Morchellaceae
Exons: 1
Coding region: 1-294 (97 amino acids)
Source: RefSeq, a predicted model, not a curated record